GGGAGAUCGAGAGUUACUCUCUUUCUUGGGGGCUUCGGCUCAUAUUGGGGGCUUCGGCCAUUGAUUUCUUACUCUCUUUCUGUAAUCGAUUCUUCCUCAUCAAUAAAAACUCUUAGUUGUUCUUGAUAGAUUCUGUGAUUUUACUGUUUACCUGGACAGUUUCCUAUCAAUUGGUAUCAGAGCAGUGUUCGAUCGCUGAAUGAGAUAUACGCGUUCCAAAAUGGAAGCCAGAAUGAACGAGGUGGAACGAAGCAUGGUGGAUAUUGGGAGAAAUCAAAGAGAAUUACACGAUCAAUUGGAUCGGAGGAUGCGUGAAUUGCAGAGUAAUAUGGCGGACCAAUUGGCGGAAAAAUUGGCUUCGAUUCAGACAUCGAUGCAAGCGACGAUGCAAGCGAACUUGGCGGAAUUUCAGAAGAACCUCGCCAGUCGAUCGCGAAGCCUCUCUCACCGAUCAUCUGCCUCGCAUCGCACGUCGCAUCAUCAUCAACCGUUUCACCAUCAAUCGUCGCAUCACCAUCACCAAUCGCGACGGGCAACCAGUUCAGAAGGAUCGGAAAACAGUUCGGACUAUUCACCACCGCGAAACCACCCUCAUCGACACAGGAGACACGAUCACCACCGCCGGACUGAAAGGAAAAUUGAAUUACCACUUUUCAAUGGAGCUGACGCUGGUGGUUGGUUGAUGAGAAUGAACCGCUAUUUCAGGUUAAAUAGAACUGAGGAGGAGGAGAAAAUUGAUGUGGCAGUUCUAGCUAUGGAGGAUCAAGCUCUCAGUUGGUUUCAAUGGUGGGAGAGACAAGCUGCACAUCAGAACUGGGAGUCUUUCACUAGGGCGUUGACUAGAAGAUUUCAGCCUGAUAUGGUAAACGAUCCUCUUGGGCCUCUUUUCAGUCUGAAACAGAAAGCUACAAUUCAAGAGUACCGAGAUCGAUUCGAAAAGGUUAUCGCUUCACAAGGCCAUUUAACAGAAGAAGUCUUAAAAGCAGCCUUUCUUAAGGGAUUGAGAAGAGAUAUAAAAGCAGAAUUGAAGUUACAUCAUACUAGAACAUUGGCAGAAGUUAUGGAUACUGCCUCCGCGAUUGAGAACAAAAUUUUGGAAACUUUGUUUGUAAAAGAUAAAGAGGAGGAAAGAAAGAAGGUGCAGACUGCAAAUCAGAAAUGGGAAGAUGGUUGUAGAGGGAGUUCUAGCUACACAACCAAGAAUCCAUCUGGCAACUAUUUAGUUGAUAACAUGAAGAAGCAGGAAUCUUCAAAUUCAGUUCAGCGGAAUACAAAACCCCAAUUAUCACAAGAAGAAUUGCUUGAAAGAAGUAAAAAGGGGCUAUGUUUCAAAUGCGGAGAGAAUUGGGGAAGGGGACAUGUGUGCAAGAUGAAGAAUUAUACAAUAACUUUAGUGGAACGAUCGGAGGGUGAAGCUGAGUUUGAAUUUGAAGCACUGGGAUCAGGCAGGGAUAAGAUCACACCUCUAGAAUUGAAGACCAUGCAAUUCUCUGUAAGUGAUGAGAAAGAAAUAACCCCUGUGAAAACAUUUAAGGUGAGAGGUAAACUGAAAUGGCAUGAAGGUGAAAGCACAAUAAAUGUACUCAUUGAUGGAGGUGCUACACACAAUUUUCUGUCACUAAACUUGGCGGAAAAGUGGAGGAUUCCUUAUACUCAUUUCACAGGGAAUAGGGUGCAGUUAGGGAAUGGCGAAUGUAUUCCAAUCUGUGGAUGGUGUGCAGGUGUGGAUCUGAAUGUGCAAGGAAUUGGUAUUCACCAAACUUAUUACUUAUUGGAGCUGGGGAGCAUGGAUUUAGUCUUGGGAAUGGACUGGUUAACAAGUUUGGGAGACAUGGAGAUUAACUUCCAAAGUCAGACCUUCAAAUGGAAAGUACAAGGGCAGGAGGUGAUUCUACAAAGAGAUGACUCAUCAAGAGAGCAGGACGUUGAAGGAAGAAGUGUUCAAAGGCACGAAGUAGCUGUCCCCAAUGUUACAGCAAGCUGCAAUUGGGUCUUCCAAAAACCUGCAGAAAUCACAGUUCUGGAUCAAAUUGUCUGGCCUAUGUGGAACUAUGCUGUGAAAUACUUAGAGGGAAAGAUGGAAGUAGUAAAGCUAAAGGCCCAGCAGACCAAUCAGUACUGGAGAGGAAGGGGUGCUAGGAUGAAAGAAGAG
This is a messenger RNA of Cuscuta epithymum, 2152 nucleotides long. Lineage: Eukaryota; Viridiplantae; Streptophyta; Magnoliopsida; Solanales; Convolvulaceae. The record is from the annotation of a GenBank genome assembly.